Indicator indicator is the source of this 2370-nucleotide messenger RNA. RefSeq names its product cadherin-10. Gene Ontology annotation, cellular component: plasma membrane; catenin complex; adherens junction. Lineage: Eukaryota; Metazoa; Chordata; Aves; Piciformes; Indicatoridae. Bases 1 to 2370 code for a protein of 789 amino acids. Gene Ontology annotation, molecular function: cadherin binding; calcium ion binding. The transcript is spliced from 11 exons. Gene Ontology annotation, biological process: cell-cell junction assembly; homophilic cell-cell adhesion; multicellular organism development. The record is from RefSeq and is a predicted model, not a curated record.
AUGACUAUACAGCAAGUCCUAUUACUUCUGCUGCUCUGGAUGUGGCUGCCACAGCCUUGCCAUACAGAAAUGCUGUUCAGAAGGACUCCUGAUCUCAGACCCAAAAGCUUUGGAGGACGUUCAACAGGGCAUGACGGGAAAACGAUUCACCGCCAGAAGCGAGGCUGGAUGUGGAACCAGUUCUUUCUUCUGGAGGAAUACACAGGAUCUGAUUAUCAGUAUGUGGGCAAGCUUCAUUCUGACCAGGACAAGGGAGAUGGCUCCCUCAAAUACAUUUUGUCAGGAGAUGGGGCUGGCACUCUUUUCAUCAUUGAUGAGAAAACAGGAGACAUUCACGCCACUCGGAGGAUUGACAGGGAAGAAAAAGCCUUUUACACCCUGCGAGCCCAAGCUAUUAACAGAAGAACUUUGAGGCCAGUGGAACCUGAAUCUGAGUUUGUCAUCAAAAUCCAUGACAUCAAUGACAAUGAGCCAACGUUCCCAGAGAAGAUUUACACUGCCACUGUUCCUGAGAUGUCAGUUGUGGGUACUUCUGUGGUGCAAGUUACAGCUACUGAUGCUGAUGACCCUUCCUAUGGGAACAGUGCCAGAAUCAUUUACAGCAUCCUUCAAGGACAGCCAUACUUCUCUGUGGAACCAGAAACAGGCAUCAUCAGGACUGCCCUGCCAAACAUGAACAGAGAAAACAGGGAGCAGUAUCAAGUAGUCAUCCAGGCAAAGGACAUGGGAGGCCAGAUGGGUGGAUUAUCAGGGACCACCACCGUGAACAUCACUUUAACUGAUGUCAACGACAAUCCACCUCGAUUUCCCCAGAGUACCAUCCACCUCCGCGUUCCUGAGUCUUCCCCCGUUGGGACAGCGAUUGGCAGCGUCAAGGCCACAGAUGCAGACACUGGGGAGAAUGCAGAAGUGGAGUACAGAAUUGUAGAUGGAGAUGGGACAGAUAUGUUUGAUAUCAUGACCCAGAAGGACACACAGGAAGGCAUCAUCACUGUGAGGAAGCCACUGGACUAUGAGACAAGGAGGAUUUAUACCCUGAAAGUGGAAGCUGAGAACACCCACGUGGAUCCACGCUUCUACUACCUUGGGCCUUUCAAAGACACAACCAUUGUGAAAAUCUCUGUAGAAGACAUAGAUGAGCCUCCAGUCUUCAGCAGGUCUUCUUACCUCUUUGAGGUGCAUGAAGAUAUCGAGUUGGGGACAAUCAUAGGAACAGUAAUGGCACGGGAUCCCGACUCAGCCUCGAGUCCAAUCAGGUUUUCCCUGGAUCGUCACACUGACCUUGACAGGAUAUUUAACAUCCAUUCUGGCAAUGGGUCCAUCUACACCUCGAAGCCACUUGACCGUGAGAUAUCCCAGUGGCACAAUCUUAGUGUCAUAGCAGCUGAGAUCAACAACCCCAAAGACACAACUCGUGUGCCUGUCUACGUUAGGAUUUUGGAUGUCAACGACAACGCCCCCCAGUUCGCCGUCUUCUACGAUACUUUUGUCUGUGAAAAUGCAAGAGCUGGGCAGCUUAUUCAAACCAUCAGUGCAGUGGACAAAGACGACCCUCUUGGUGGACAGAAGUUUUUCUUCAGUUUAGCUGCUGUUAACCCUAACUUCACUGUUCAGGAUAAUGAAGACAACACUGCCAGGAUCCUGACGAGGAGGAACGGCUUCAGUCGGCACGAAAUCAGCACUUACCUUCUGCCAGUGGUGAUCUCAGACAACGACUACCCCAUCCAGAGCAGCACUGGCACCUUGACCAUCCGCGUGUGCGCCUGCGACAGCCGCGGCAACAUGCAGUCCUGCAACGCCGAAGCCUUGCUACUCCCUGCUGGCCUCAGCACGGGGGCACUGGUGGCCAUUCUCCUUUGCAUCGUUAUCCUGCUGGUGAUCGUGGUGCUGUUUGCCGCUCUGAAGAGGCAGCGCAAGAAGGAGCCUUUGAUCCUCUCUAAGGAAGACAUCAGAGACAACAUCGUGAGCUACAAUGACGAAGGGGGCGGCGAGGAAGACACCCAAGCCUUCGACAUCGGCACGCUGAGGAAUCCUGCAGCCAUUGAAGACAAGAAGCUCCGACGAGACAUCCUCCCCGAAACCUUCUUUGUGCCACGGAGGACUCCCCCAGCCCCUGACAACACGGACGUCCGGGAUUUCAUUAACCAAAGGCUAAAGGAGCACGACACGGAUCCCUCCGCCCCACCCUACGACUCCCUGGCCACCUAUGCUUACGAAGGGAAUGAUUCCAUAGCGGAAUCCUUGAGCUCCUUGGAGUCAGGCACCACUGAGGGAGACCAAAACUAUGAUUACCUCCGCGAGUGGGGGCCUCGGUUCAACAAGCUGGCCGAAAUGUAUGGCGGAGGAGAAAGCGACAAGGACGCUUCGUAA